AUGGAGCACAUCAGGGGAUGGAUUUGCUCCUCCCUGUGCUCUAACGCCCGUGUUGUUCCCGCAGUGCCGGCGGAUUUCGGCAAGCGCGUGUACCAAGGGGUGCGGGUGAAGCACACGGUCAAGGACCUGCUGGCUGAGCAGCGAUCCCGAUCCCAGCAGAGCAGCAGCUCCCGCCUCAGCGGCAGCACCGGCGCAGCGCAGUCGCCCUUUGGCCAAAUUCCAGGCUCUCCCACCGCCGCCGGUUACUACGGCGUCCGGAGAUCCUUCCCGGCCGAGCUGGAUUUCCACAGCGCCAAGCAGUUUGUCAGCGAUGUCUACUCCUCCCCUCUGGGUCCCAAACCCUUCCCGUGCGAUUCCUCUGCCCCUCAGGGCUGCCCGGCCCUCCUGGAGCCCUUUGUGUCCGAGCAGUUCGGGGAUCACCGCGCUCCUCCUGCCCUCGCAGCCGGCACCGGCUCCUUCUUCAGCGCUCCGGCCCCUCUGCUGCCAUCCUUCCCCGGCGACACGGGACACUUCGUGCUGAGAGAGCCCUGGGAGCAGAGUUCACCCGAGAUGCUCAGCCAGCCUGACCCUGCGUGCUCCGACCCUCUGCAGGCGCUCUCCUCCAGCUCCAGCUGCCUCUCCCUGCCCGAUUCCGGAGGCGUUUCCCCUUUCCGAGGCUCGGCUUGGACCCCUGGAGCCCAGCCCUACCCCCUGCACCCCCUGGAAGAUGCCCACUACUCGCCCAGCUACGCUUCCUGCUCGCCCUACGGCUUCUCCCCGCUGGUGCCCGUGGCCACCGAGCCCUCCAGGGCGAGCCAGCCGUGCCCGGAGCAGCCCCCGGAGCCACCGCACCUCCCCGAGCACUCUCCCUGGGCUAAGGAGGAUGGAAAUGCCCUCUGGGGGACUUAUGAAGGCAGGAGAACUUACUGA
Messenger RNA from Malurus melanocephalus (red-backed fairy wren), 909 nucleotides. RefSeq names its product POU class 2 homeobox associating factor 2 (gene POU2AF2). The transcript has 5 exons. NCBI's taxonomy places the organism in Eukaryota, Metazoa, Chordata, Aves, Passeriformes, Maluridae. The record is from RefSeq and is a predicted model, not a curated record. Bases 1 to 909 code for a protein of 302 amino acids. Gene Ontology annotation, molecular function: POU domain binding; DNA binding.